Amphimedon queenslandica is the source of this 1510-nucleotide messenger RNA. Its product is annotated as sorting nexin-4-like. The transcript is spliced from 15 exons. Gene Ontology annotation, cellular component: plasma membrane; SNARE complex; early endosome membrane. Gene Ontology annotation, biological process: protein transport; positive regulation of autophagosome assembly. NCBI's taxonomy places the organism in Eukaryota, Metazoa, Porifera, Demospongiae, Haplosclerida, Niphatidae. The coding region runs from base 37 to 1344 and encodes 435 amino acids. Gene Ontology annotation, molecular function: phosphatidylinositol-3-phosphate binding. The record is from RefSeq and is a predicted model, not a curated record.
GUACAAGACCCCGCCUCUUAUACCACGCCCAUUAAAAUGGCUGCCGAGGAGACCCCAGAGGGCUCUUCGUGGCAAGAGAUUGACUCGCCUCCUUUCAAGCAAGCAGUGUCUGACCUUCGCUUUGUAAACAUAUCCAUAAAAUGCUACGAGAAGAAGACCGGGAGCGGCUUCAAGGAGGAGUACUACGCGUACAAAAUACUUGCCAUUUUGUCAAAGACUGAUGGAGAUGAGACAGAGCCCAGCUCCUCCUCUCGGACUCGUUAUGAGACCUGGAGGCGUUACAGUGAAUUUGAGAUGCUCAGAAACUUUAUGCAAUUUGUCUACCCACACGUUGUGAUGCCACCACUUCCGGAGAAAGCUAUCAGGGGAAGUGCCAAUUUACUGAACAAGAUCACCUUCUCAGGCGAAGACGUUGAGUUUCUUCUCCAGAGGCAGCAUGCACUAGAAAUUUUUUUAGUUAGAAUAUCUCGUCAUCCAGUUCUAUCAAAGAAUGUGUGGUUUCACGAGUUUUUAAAAACCGUCAGUUGGAAAGAGAAGUUGCUCCAAAGUGGCUACAAUGGAAAAGGCAGCGAGACAUUAUUCCAGUCGUUAUCUCUCCAACUCUCUAAGCAUGGUCCAGACAGUCGUUUCCAAGAUGCUAAAGCAUAUGCUACAGAUCUUGACACUAUUCUUAGAACAAUUCUUGAAAUUAGACAAAAGUUGAAUUCUUCCAUGACAUCUUUGUAUAAAGUUCACAGUAAUUAUGGAAGAAUCUUCAAUGAGAUGAGUCUGGUUGAAGAUAAACUAGGUACUCCACUGCAAGUUGCUUCAGGUUGCCUUGACAACUAUGCAGAUUCCAGUGAUAGUUAUUUUAAUGAAGAGGAAAGUCGUUUUUAUCUUCCAAUUAAAGAGUACAUUGGAUUUUCUGAGAGCCUAAAGUCACUCACUAGACGGCAUGAAGUGCUGCAGAAGCAGCUGGAAAAGGCGGAGGAGUUGGUGUCCAGUAGAGCCGAAUCACGGAAUACUUUACUGAAGAAUAACCCUGAAGAGGGUGGGACUGGCGGAAAGAAGUUUUCAUUUAAGAGUCUCUCUGCUCGUCUCCGUGGUGAGGACAUCUCGUACGAAGGACAGAAAGCAACUGCAGAGAGAGAACUAACUGACGCUGAAGAAGCACUCACAGACAUACAGAAAGAGUUUGACGAGUUCACUCGUGAUGCUUUACAAGAAUUAGAAAACUUCAAUGAUCAAAAGUUUGGUGACUUCCGUAGCAUGCUGAUAAAUUAUGUUCAGCUCCAGCUUCACAUUCACAAGAAAGGCAUGACUACGUGGCAGAGAAUAAAAGACGGUUUUGAGACUGAGAAUUGAACUUGUUUUUAGUUUUAAUUUGUUAAUGCUAUUAUAUUUUAUGUUUGCAUAUGCUUACUUUAUUAUACUCUAAGAACGGGCUGCCCCCUGUUCUAUUUAUGUGUAUGUAAAUAAGAGUGAUAACAAAAUAUUUAUUUUGAAGCAAGAAUCUCGUUUUAAAUUCCAA